This is a messenger RNA of Hibiscus syriacus, 1331 nucleotides long. RefSeq lists its product as uncharacterized. The record is from RefSeq and is a predicted model, not a curated record. The transcript is spliced from 4 exons. The coding region runs from base 579 to 1331 and encodes 250 amino acids. Lineage: Eukaryota; Viridiplantae; Streptophyta; Magnoliopsida; Malvales; Malvaceae.
AUAUAAUUUAUUUGGCAAAUAAGGAAGAUCAAAUUGCUGUUGCCGAAAGUGACCGGGGAGUUAAGCAGCAAGUGCAAGAGCCUAUUUUGGAAGAAUAAGAAACUUCUGCUCGUGAGCAUCAUCCAAUGAAGCAGAAACCCCAAAGAAGAUCCAGACAUAUUACUUCUAAAAUUGCCUCUAUUGCACCUCCUAAUUCAACAGCUAAAGGCGUCAAGAAGAAACGGCAAAGCAAGUCUAGAAUGGAGAUUGUAGAAGAGGAAGUUGCACCUACUGAGAGUCUUCCAUCUCCUAAAGAAUUACCAGCUGGAAAGGAUGGACAAUUUGUUGUGUCAGAAUGUGCACGAGAUAAAAAUAAUCUUGAUUUGGACGUUAGCAAAAAGGUUGUCAACAGCGGUGAUGCAUGCUCUAACAAAAGGAGAAAGGAAUUGAGAAUGAAUUCUGGAGCAAAGCAGUAUGGGUUUACAGAGGCCUCUCCUAUAUUUCUUAACAUGGAGGAAGACAAGGAUUCUACUGAAAAUAUGGAGGAAAAUAUUACUGCAUCACCUGUGAAGUUGGUAGGCUCUUCUAAAGACUAAGAAAUGAAGCAGUCUGCUCACAAAUCUGUGGUGGUCUAUGAGAAGGAAGACAACUUAGUAAAAGAUGUCGUAGAGAAUUUAGUCAGUGGCAACAAUAUUGAGAGUGAAGUGCAUUGCAUGUCAAGUCAGACUGUCAAUAAAACAUGUGUAUUGGGUGAUGUUAACGGGUCGGACCUCAAACACUUGAAAUAUGAAAGCGAGGGUAGUCAAGGGGUGGAUUAUUCUCUGAUAACCUUUCCAGUUGAAAGUCAUGGAAAUGAAGUGUCUGAUCAAGAAAUGAAGGAAGAUAUAAAUUUACUGGACGCACAUUUUUCACAUGAAUCUUUGGUUGUUUACAAGGAGGAUAGAGCCCUUGUGGAAAGUGAGGUCCAGGUUGAUGCUGAUGACAGUGAAAUGGGAGCUGUUAUAGACUCUAAUGGGGUUAAAUCUAGGCUGGUAGAGUUUGAAAGUAAUGUUAUCAACAUGGAUGAGAUAACUUCUGGAGACAAUGGUCAUUCAUUGGCUGAUCAAAGAGAUCUUAUAGAAUUGGAGACAGAGCUAUUAGGUGGUGAAAACACUAACUUCGUGAGUGAUGACGCCACUGCUGCUAUAAGUAGAAUUCCUUUGGGAGAGACUAGGACCAUACUGGAAUUAAAAGAUACCAAUGUCACUGUUGCUGAAUCCGUCAAGAAGGAAGGUUUUGACAUUAAUAGAACUAGUGAAAUUACUCGUUUGAAGAGUGAAUUAGAAAAUUUCCUGAAGAAAGCUGAAAAAUGA